UCUUUGGCGCUGAGUCACACGCAGAGAGGCCGGCAGCGCGGGGCUCCGUCGCUCCCUCUUCCCCGUCCUGGGAGGCGAAGGCAAGCUGCUGCGGGGAGCUCCGGCGAUGCUCGUCUGCGGAGCCGUCCUGGGGCUUUGCGCCCUGUUGCUCGGGGGGGCCCGGGCAGAGCCCAUUCCAGCCACCGUGUGUCCCGGAGGCCAGUCCUGGAGCCCCGACCUGGAGAAAUGCAUGGAUUGCUCUGUGUGCCAGCGCCAGAACAAGAACGACUUUUGUUCCACGUGUGGAGACCCUCAGCUCCCAGAUACUUUCAAUAUGUGGCUUUUAGUGGGAGCGUCACUGGGGGCUGUAGUCCUAGCUGGCAUUAUUGGAGGCAUAAUAAUUUAUGCCCGCUGCCGGCGGCGGGAAAAAUUCACCACCCCAAUUGAAGAGACUGGAGGCCAUUCAGCUCAGGAAUCACUGAUACACUGAAGAUCUUUUGUUGACAUUUCAAAUGCAAGAGAACAAGAGGACAGCAGUUGAUCCUUUCAUUACCUCUGACUUUUCCUGAAGAUGCCAGAAGGACAUUAUUAUCUGCCCCGAGAUUCUGGGGUGUUACACACUUUUGCACGCAUGCACACAUAUUUAGGAGAUAAUGUGAUAUGAGGUCCGAUGGUCACUUACCAUUUCUACAUUUCAGGAAAAAACAAAACACAAGUAUUGGUGGUCCUUUUGAGAAAGCUACAUCCACCUCUCCCUAACUUUUAGGGAGGCAUAAAAGGGAUCUCUUUAAUUCCCCAUGGUCUAGUGCCCCAUAUUGGGGUGGCAUUUUCAUACUGGGAUACAGCUGUGAGAAAACCUUCCAGCUCCCAAUUUCCUCUUGCCAGGAGGCAAUUUCUGUAAGGAAGGUCGCAGCGUCGCCUGUCUUGCUUCCUCCCCUGGAGCAGUCAAGGGCAAAUCUGAAUGUGAUUUUUAGAUUAUCUGUAUAUAGAGACGUAUGUUGGGUGCUCAGGCUCUCUGGAAGAGGAGUAGGGACUAGCCUCUUGUGUGUUGUUCAUAUAUCGGUGGCUGGGCCACAUCAUGAAAACAGCAAAAAGCCACAAGUUAUGCAGGAUUGCAUUAACAUUGGGUUUUCCCUCCUACUUCCCCUGCCUGUGGUGCUCAACUCUUUGAGGAAAACCUAUUUAUAUAUCUUCUGCUCUAAUAAGGCAACUUUAAUUUUAUGGGUGUGAUUUUUUGCAGGCAUGGGGGAGAAAUAAAACCAAGCAUGUCACUUGUUGAACCAGAGUUUGUGGAUUUAAAUAAAAUAAAAAAAUAAUUCUUCAUGAAA
This is a messenger RNA of Varanus komodoensis (Komodo dragon), 1307 nucleotides long. It is a transcript of the gene TNFRSF12A, whose product is annotated as TNF receptor superfamily member 12A. Gene Ontology annotation, molecular function: protein binding. The transcript is spliced from 5 exons. NCBI's taxonomy places the organism in Eukaryota, Metazoa, Chordata, Lepidosauria, Squamata, Varanidae. Gene Ontology annotation, biological process: positive regulation of apoptotic process. Gene Ontology annotation, cellular component: plasma membrane. The record is from RefSeq and is a predicted model, not a curated record. Bases 107 to 469 code for a protein of 120 amino acids.